Molecule: messenger RNA, 1365 nt
Organism: Vitrella brassicaformis
Lineage: Eukaryota; Vitrellaceae
Source: the annotation of a GenBank genome assembly
GUGUGAGCGUGGUUAAGUCCAUUUUGAGCUGGUGCAUCUCUCUGUCCCAGUGUCUCGUGUCUCUUCCCUCUCCCACAGUCCGCGACUCAUCCGCACGAAAACAUCAGAACAGGAGAGACAGGAGAAAGAAAAAGCCUCUCAGCACUAAAGAAAACCGAGGUGCCACGAAAAAAAAAACUCGAUUUCUUUGCUAAAAAACAAAAAAAAAAUUGCUCACUGUACCCUUCUGGUCUCUGUUAUCUGUUCUGUGUUGUCAUGCACCCAUCCAUGGCUGUCUACUACACUGCACCCUUCGGCUUGUCGGUUGUAUCUUUUGGGCGGGCGGUUCACGUUGAGGCGAAUGGCUUGUCGGCCCACUCUGCCCACUUCUUCGAACCUGCUCCAUACAUGUCAUGAAUCCAUCUGUGUCGUGCGGUGGAUGACUCAUUUUACCAGGAAGGUAGAAGUUGUAUGCGGUCUCGGUGUCGCCCUCCACCACGUAGGCCGUGGCCGAGUAGUUUCCCGAAAUGGAGCCGGUUGAGCCCUCCGGGAGGGUCGCCUUGGCAAGGUUCGGGCGCUCCCGGUACUAAAUCCAAGCAUAUAGACGCAUUGCAUGUGUGGGUAAUCUCCUUUGACUCUCUCGCUGGGCACCUGGGGUUUCAAGGUGCACAUCAUUCCGCCCUGCUCUGCCGUCUCCUCGACCACCCGCUGUUCGCCGCACAUCUCCUCCGCGGUGGAUUUGUCGAUGCACUUGCCGCGGAAUACCGGGCGAGUCUUGUAGAAAUCCAACUGAAUGAUGUCAAAAGAGAGGAAGGGUCCCAGCGCGUGCAUUAUCAAACAUGUGUGUGGACGGACCUCAAACUCGGUGUACGUGGGCCCAGUGUUGUACACAGCGCAGAUCUGAUUCAAGCCCUCCUUGACUGUACAGGGGUCAACCAUCUUGUGCGGGAGGUAGAAGAAGUUGACCGCACCCGGCGUCGUGGUGUGCUUCCGCGUCAUCUGCACGCGGCAGACCUGGACGGCCCCGGCAUCGUCAUGGUGACCUGCAUCGUGCAACCAUCAAUUGCAUGCAUCACUUCCAUGUCGUUGAUUGUGGGCAGCAGCAAUACUGCCGCAACCUACCUGCCUUGCCGGCCUCUGCAAUGUGAGUUUCCGUGUGCAGGGAACCGCCCCAUGCGGCAGCAGUGCCAACGAGGAGAACCACCACCGCGACGGCGAUCAACAGGCUCACGGGUUGUAUUCUUACUGAAGAUGGGCGAGCCAAACUAACACAACGGUGGCGACGAGAGACGAGAGAAGGCCCCCACGGCGUCGGGGCCUGCAGGCAGCCUCGCCGUCUCGACACCUUUGGCCUCUUUGGAGGCCAUAUCCAUGCUCAGAUUGACC